Messenger RNA from Trichophyton rubrum CBS 118892, 942 nucleotides. RefSeq lists its product as uncharacterized. Gene Ontology annotation, cellular component: nucleus; DNA ligase IV complex. NCBI's taxonomy places the organism in Eukaryota, Fungi, Ascomycota, Eurotiomycetes, Onygenales, Arthrodermataceae. Bases 1 to 942 code for a protein of 313 amino acids. Gene Ontology annotation, biological process: double-strand break repair via nonhomologous end joining. The record is from RefSeq and is a predicted model, not a curated record. The transcript has a single exon. Gene Ontology annotation, molecular function: DNA end binding.
AUGGCACGAAACUGGGAGAGGCUACCGCUUUAUAGCAAUUCAUACCCGCCACUUCUAUUCAGUUAUGAGCCAAGCUCGGAGGGCUAUGAAGUCUUUCUCACUGAUCUGGGCCAUGUUUGGUCAGAGAGCUUAAGCCAUAAGCAAAUAAUUGAUCGCGCCGCGAAAGACGAUACCAGCAUCGACCCCAGUCAGGAUGAGGACCAGUACUCAGUGCUACUACAAAAAAUCAAUGAUGCGCUGCAUGGGUCUAAAGGAACAUCGCUGUGCCUUUCUGGCCGAGGCGCUGGAUCGAGUUUGAGACUGUCGACUACUACGAAGCUACCAAAACCCUUAGAACCGUUAGAGUGGACAUUAGUCUUAUCCAAAUGUUCUCCUUCUGCAUUAACACGUCAUAUGCUAGUACCGACAUUGCGGAGCUGGCUGGGAAUUGAGGCUCAGCAACAAUCCCUUUGCGAGCUUUUAGAAGAGAAAGAUAAAAUAAUAGGAAAACUUUUCGACAAAAUAGAGUCAUCGGGCCUUGAAUUGAGCACUGUUUUUCCCGGAAUGGCGAAUAUUCGGCAUGGCCAAAAGAGAGGCUCCCUGUUUUCACAGGCCUCAAAGCUGGUGAAAGGAGUGAGUCCGUUUGACAAGAGUUCUUGGGAGACUAUACAUUCCAGCGGUGUGUCGAAGAAAUCUACGUCAAUACCAGUUGGGAAGUACCUGUAUGAUGAUGAUCUAUUUAAUGUACGAAAUAUGGAGCUCAUAGAAAGCGAGUGGUGGAAUCUGCCUACAACAUCCCAUAGCUCCAGCCCCUCUGGAGAAAAAGCUUCAAAUAAUCUUGAGAGACACACGGAAAAUGACGGGAGUGAAAGUGAUGAUGAAAAUCAAGUAUUUCUGCCUGUUCUACAUAAUCUCGUGGCUGUAUUGCUAACUUCAAGGGGUAGACUCAAGAAACCCCCCUAG